This is a messenger RNA of Rhizoctonia solani, 3132 nucleotides long. Its product is annotated as protein phosphatase 1 regulatory subunit 7. The transcript is spliced from 22 exons. Bases 1 to 3132 code for a protein of 1043 amino acids. The record is from RefSeq and is a predicted model, not a curated record. NCBI's taxonomy places the organism in Eukaryota, Fungi, Basidiomycota, Agaricomycetes, Cantharellales, Ceratobasidiaceae. Gene Ontology annotation, molecular function: protein binding.
AUGCCUGACGAAACAGAGGACAUAGACCUCGUUCAUGCCCGACUACAUACACUCGCGGCUCUUCGACUUCCUCGAUUUAAAGAUCAUUUGACCCGAUUGUGCCUGAGGCAGAACUUUUUGACGCAUAUUGGAGAGGAGGAUAUUGGGAGUUUGGUCAAAUUAGAAGAGUUGGAUUUUUACGACAAUAAAUUGAAGGGUGUCGGUGAUGCACUGGAUGGAUUGUUGGAUCUCAAAACGCUAGACCUCUCAUUCAACUUGCUCCGAUCCGUCCCUCACGGCCUCGAGCGGCACAGAUACCUACACACGAUCUAUUUUGUCCAAAAUAAGAUCAGCAAAAUUUCUGGUGUUUCUGGUCUAAGCGGCAGUUUGAGGAGUUUGGAACUGGGCGGGAACAGAAUUAGGACUAUCGAAGGGUUAGAGGGUCUUGGCCAACUGGAAGAACUCUGGUUAGGGAAGAACAAGAUCACCAGAUUGCAGGGCCUAGAGACAUUAAAGUCCCUCCGUGUCCUGUCGAUCCAAUCAAAUCGGAUCACGAAGCUCGAAGGACUAGAAGAGUUGACGAACCUGGAAGAGUUCUACAUCAGCCAUAACGGACUGAACAAGAUCGAAGGCCUAGGAAAGAAUCUCAAACUGCGCACGUUCGAUGUAAGCGGAAACGGCAUCACUACUGUGGAAAACUUGUCACAUCUGAGCGAGUUAGAAGAAUUCUGGGCAAGUGAUAAUCAAAUAGCGACACUGAAUGAUCUCGAACGGGAGCUGGGAGGGAUCAAAUCGCUCUCGACGAUUUACCUGGAGCGGAAUCCAUGCGAAAAGGAGGACCCGACGGGAUACAGGCGGAAGGUCAUGCUUGCACUUCCGCAGACUAUAGAUGUAGGAAGUGUAAUGUAUGAUAGUGUAAUGGAGGCUGUGCAAGACCAAUCUACUAGGGCGGUUGUGGCGCUUAAGACAACGACGACACGAGCGGACGAUGAGCGCAAGUCCUCGCACGAACAAGCCGAGAAAAGGCCCCGACGCGAGCGCUCCUGGACGAGGGUGGGGGUAUGGCGGGGUACGGGCUUCAAUAAUCCCCCAGGACGCCAGUUUGGGCCUAGCGCGGGAUUCCCGCCAUUAGGAGCGACACACGGACCUGCUCACCACUUUAUGCUCGCAACACUUGUGGGGACCGGGGUGGUCUUGACGACGCGCACGAACCAACGAUGGGAGGGAACACUGACUGGAGCGUCGAAUGAGGAUGGGACCCCGGGAGCAGUCCUGCGCAACGCAAAGGACCUCAAUGCCCCCGGAACUCCCGCGCAGGAGCACGUGUUUGUCCUCGCUGCUCAGAUUGCCGGCUGUGUGCCCCAGCAGCAGCAGCAGCAACAGCAACAGCAACAGUCCCAGCAGCCCUCACAGCCACAGUCAUUCGGCGGCAAUGUCGAUGAUCUCACGUUCGGACCGGGAAGCACCAGCUCGACCCCCUGGGACCAGUUCUCUGCCAACGAGAAGAUGUUUGGCGUCGAAAAGGAGCGCAAAGCGGAGAUUAUAGCCAAGGAGAUCAUGGCCGCGGCGAGUAACAACCCUCAUAUUGCCGAAGAACGCGGUGCAGUUGACGACAGCGGCUUGAAUGAAGAGGACAAAUACUCCUCGGUCAUUCGCGGCCAAAAUGCAUACAUCCCGCCUGGAGCACGUCGCGCUGCGGCGGCAGCGGCCAACGGAACUUCGACCCCUGUCAAGUCUCCAGACGCCAAGUCGCCUCCUCCGACCGUCUCUACGCCAGUAAACACGAACAACACGGGCCCAGCUCCCACCUCGACUACGACUACGGCGACAUCGCCUCCAGCCGAGGCAUCCAAGCCCGAGGUUCCCAAGGUCGCGGUCAAUGGUUCCGAAACCCCUGCCAAGCCGGGUGAAAACAAUCUCGUUGGCUCGUUCCGUGAGUUUGUGACCAACGAGAAGCAACGCCUCGCGCAAAAGAAGCAGGCCAUAGUCAAGUCUGAAAAGGAAAAGCGCAUGGCCGAGCUCGUCGCGUUUAGUCAAAGCUUCAAGCUCAACAAACCAAUUCCUAAAGACCUCGUGUCGAUCCUUACAAAAGACAGCGAGAAAGCUAAACAGAUUGUCGAAAAGUCGAGUGCGGACGCUGCAUCUGCCAAGGCGCGUCAGAUUGGCGGAGCGCAAGUCGCCUCGGGCCAAUUGCUCAAGAAACCGGCCGUGUCGGCGAACCCGAAUCCAAGUCCGAACCCGAGCGCGACAGGGGCAGGUAAGAUGCCCAAGAUGUACAUUCAGCCGAUCCCGCCGUUCAAUCCGAACAAGGGCAAGGGCACUCCCGCCGCCGCCGGUGCACAAUCUACCACUGGGGUCAAGAAGGAUGGUAAAGAGGGUUUGGGUUUGAAACCUGUCGUGAGCAACAAGGAGCGCGAGCCGAGCCCAACGAGUGCUGCUGCUGCCGCGCGCGAAGUUAAAUGCGAAUGCACCCAUGUUCAAGCCUGGCCAUGGAUCAUCUCCGUCGGCGGGAGGAGGGGCGACACCCUCGCCCAAACCCAAGGCGCCAGCCGAUGCGUAUUCAAAAAGUCUCAGAUGAUGCUCAAGGAAGAGUUCAAUCCUUUCAAGUUUGCCAAAGUUGCUGAAGCGUCAUCUGUUGCCGCAACAGCCCCCACUCAAACACCUCAGGCGGCUGCACCUCAACCGCCUCACCCGCCCCCACCGAUGCAACAGCAGCCUACUCCCCCUGUCCCAGGACCAUACGAAGAGGAGCACGCCAGGACUCCAUACAUGAUGUAUCCCUAUCAUAUCCAUACGCCUCCUAUGCAGCCGAUGAUACAAGUCGGUACUCCGGCUGGUCCUCCGGGAUACAUGCAACCCCCGUACAUGCCCCCAAUGCCUUACCCGCCUCACCAAAUGGCGCCUAAUCAACCCAUGUACGGAGGCCCAAUGCCUGGAAUGUCGCAUAUGUAUAUGCCUCCUGGGCCGUACCCACCUGGAGCCCAACCCCGCCCGCCCCCACAUGGAUAUUAUCACCAAAGUCCACAGCUUGGACACGCGGUGCCUUAUCCGAUGAUGAUGCAGGGCCCGCCGGGAGCUCCUACCCCACACCAAUAUGACCCCAAUGGACCGCAAAACGGACCGCCCGGGGGACCGUUGGGUGUCGGGCACUAG